CCCUAAAGUGGCUGCUAAACCGUGUCGGUUCAAUCCUUCUUCUUCAUUAUCAUCAUCUUCAUCUUCUUCUUCUCUCUUUCUUCGUGCCACUGAUCGCUCUCACUCUGUUCUUUUCAUAUCUCUUUCUCUCUCUGCAUGUCGGUUUCUUCUCAGAUUUCUAUUAUCUCCUUUUUCACUGUUUUUGUAGUUCCAGUUCUUCGCAUUUUUCGUUUUAGUAUUGAUUGUUUGAGUGGUUUUGUUCGUCUGAUCUUCUGUUCAAACUUCCGUUUACGUCCUUCGAAUUCGAGUUUGAGUUUGAGCUCUUCUUCUAGUGCAUUUCUCCUUCAGUUUCCUUUGAUUUUAUGACUCCAAUUCGUCUCCACCGCUUUCAAUCGUCAACAUCCUCUUUCCGCUUCCAUCUUCGGUGCUGGUUCGUCUCAGAUCUUUGAGAUUUCUACUGAAAAAUGAUGGAUCCGAUCGAGGAAGGAUCGGAGUUCAAGGAUGCUGGAAAGACAUCGCCGAUGGAGAGUGAGCAGAAUAAAAAGACCUGCGCCGAUUGUGGAACGACGAAGACUCCUCUCUGGCGUGGAGGUCCGGCUGGCCCUAAGUCUCUUUGCAAUGCGUGUGGGAUCAGAAGUAGGAAGAAGAGAAGAUCGCUACUAGGUUUAAACAGAGGAGGGGAAGUAGAGAGGAAAAACAAGGGUAGUAGUAACAACAGAAACAACAAUGGCGGUGGAAAUCAAGGAAAAAUUGGUGGAGAAAGCUUGAAAUGGAGAUCGAUGGCGUUUGGUAGAAAAGAAUUAAUGCAAAGGAGACAGUUGGGAGAGGAAGAGCAAGCUGCUGUUUUGUUAAUGGCUCUUUCUUAUGGAUCUGUAUAUGCUUGAAAUGCUAAUAUAAUUAAUGGAAUAGUUCCAUUUUUUCUUUUUUUGGAGCCUUUAUGAUUUCUUCAGAGUAUUUAACCUUUUAACUGUAAUGUAGCAUUUGAGCAUUUCCUUUCUUCAAUGGAUUGAUUCUCUUUUAUUUUG
Cucumis sativus (cucumber) is the source of this 1004-nucleotide messenger RNA. Its product is annotated as GATA transcription factor 16. Gene Ontology annotation, molecular function: zinc ion binding; sequence-specific DNA binding. NCBI's taxonomy places the organism in Eukaryota, Viridiplantae, Streptophyta, Magnoliopsida, Cucurbitales, Cucurbitaceae. The transcript has 3 exons. Gene Ontology annotation, biological process: regulation of DNA-templated transcription. The coding region runs from base 444 to 863 and encodes 139 amino acids. The record is from RefSeq and is a predicted model, not a curated record.